This is a messenger RNA of Parnassius mnemosyne (clouded apollo), 204 nucleotides long. The record is from the annotation of a GenBank genome assembly. Lineage: Eukaryota; Metazoa; Arthropoda; Insecta; Lepidoptera; Papilionidae.
AUGCAGAUCAGUUUCAUUUGGAAAAGAAGACUGAAAAUGAAAAUCAAUAACCAAGAAUAUAUAAGAGAACGAGAUCAAAUCACAAGGUCAAAUACUCAACGUUGCGGGCUUGAUCUGAGAGAUGAGUGUUUUCUCAUGGACAAGUUUAUGGAGCCCUUUCGCACCUCACUUUCAGGCAGUUAUUAUAGUUAUAUGUAUUAUUGA